GAAACACUGAAUGCAGGAGGCAGCCUCGUGACCACCCUGGGCACCAUGAAGCGGCCAGGGCUCCUUCCUGGCCUGGCACAGCCUGGAAGACAUCGUCUCCCUCCCACGCAAGCAACAAAAUCGUCCCCAAGCCAUUGCUGGGCAUGCUGUAAAUGAAGCAAAUCUGGCUGGCACUUAGCUUUGUGCUGGUUCCCACGAGAAGCAAGGAAAUGCUGGAAAGACAGCGAAAAGCCCUAAUGGAGUCCCAGCAGAGCUCGGCCUGAACCAGCCCUGACAGGCUGCCGGGCUGAGGCAGAACGGUAGGAGCUCAGCCCCAGCCAGGAACCAACCCCUCAGCUUGGCUUGAUGUAUCUCAAACUUCGCUGGCAAAGCCCAAUCCCCUGGCAAUAUUUAAGCCGUGCUGUCAGCUGGCAGGAGGCUGCUGGUGCCGCGCGCAGGGGAGCAGAAUGAGACCUGGCUGGACGCAAUAAAUGCACCCGGAGGGAAAGGAGUGCCGCCCUGACCAGCAGCCAUGGAGAGCCCCCACAGCACUCCACCUGGCACCUCCGUCAUGCCCACGUGGGAUGCGUUUCCUCAGCACACGCUGGAAGCCGUAGACAUCGCUGUCCUUGUCCUGUACUUCCUCUUCGUCCUGGCUGUCGGGCUGUGGUCCAUGUGGAAGACCCAGAGGAACACGGUGAAGGGCUACUUCCUGGCUGGUGGGGACAUGGUGUGGUGGCCCGUGGGUGCCUCCCUGUUUGCCAGCAACGUGGGCAGUGGGCAUUUCAUUGGCCUGGCAGGAUCGGGGGCAGCCUCGGGUAUCGCUGCUACAGCCUACGAGUGGAACGGCAUGUUCUGUGUCUUGGUGCUGGCCUGGCUAUUCCUUCCGAUUUACAUAGCAGCAGGGGUCACCACCAUGCCCGAGUACUUGAGGCGCCGCUUCGGAGGCAAAAGGAUCCAGAUCUUCCUGGCAGUUCUCUACUUGUUCAUCUACAUCUUCACCAAGAUCUCUGUGGACAUGUAUGCGGGGGCCCUGUUCAUCCAGCAGGCGCUGCACUGGGACCUCUACGUGGCAGUCACGGGUCUGCUGGCCAUCACAGCAGUGUACACGGUAGCAGGUGGCCUGGCAGCUGUGAUCUACACGGACGCCCUGCAGACCUUCAUCAUGCUGAUCGGGGCGCUAACGCUCAUGGGUUUCAGCUUUGCUAAGGUUGGUGGGAUUGAAGCUCUGCAAGCCAAAUACUUCAGUGCCAUUGCCAUCAGCCACAAGGCAAACAGCAGCUGUGGCUUGCCGCGAGACGAUGCCUUCCAUAUUUUCCGAGACCCUGUCACCUCUGACCUCCCCUGGCCGGGCGUUCUGGUUGGAAUGACCAUCCCGUCCCUUUGGUACUGGUGUACAGAUCAGGUCAUCGUCCAAAGGUCCCUGGCUGCUAAGAACCUCUCUCAUGCCAAAGGAGGCUCACUGAUGACCUCCUACCUGAAGAUCUUGCCCCUCUUCAUGAUGGUGAUGCCAGGCAUGAUCAGCCGGAUCCUCUUCCCAGAUCUGGUGGCUUGUGCAGAUCCAGAGGUCUGCAAGCAAAUCUGUGGCAACCCAUCCGGCUGCUCUGACAUCGCCUACCCCAAGCUGGUCAUCGAGCUCCUGCCCCUAGGGCUCCGGGGCCUGAUGAUGUCAGUGAUGAUCGCGGCCCUCAUGUCCUCCCUGACGUCCAUCUUCAACAGUGCCAGCACCAUCUUCACCAUCGACCUGUGGCGCCACUUCCGGCCCCGCUCCUCGGAGUGGGAGCUCAUGGUUGUCGGCAGGGUGUUUGUGCUGCUGCUUGUCGUGGUCUCCAUCCUGUGGAUCCCGCUGGUGCAGGCCAGCCAAGGGGGGCAGCUCUUCAUCUACAUCCAGUCCAUCAGCUCCUACCUGCAGCCCCCAGUGGCCAUGGUUUUCAUCCUGGGCUGCUUCUGGAAGAGGACAAAUGAGAAGGGCGCGUUCUGGGGCCUGGUGGUGGGGCUGCUGCUGGGCCUCAUUCGGAUGGUGCUGGACUUCAUCUACCCCCAGCCGCAGUGCAGCCAGCCGGACACCAGACCGGCUGUGGUGAAAUACGUGCACUACCUCUACUUCUCCAUGAUCCUCGCUGCCAUCACCACCAUCACGGCCACGGUCGUGAGCCUGCUCACAGACCCCCCUUCCGAGGAAAUGAUCAGUCGUCUUACCUGGUCCACCCGCUGGGAUCCACCACCCACAAAAGCUGCAGCUGGUGGCUCUUUUCCUGAUGCUGUAAGUGGAGGAGGCAAAGCUGAGCGUCCGGCCGUCCCGAUGGAUUUCAGCAUCGCUUCUGAAAGCAUUCCCAACGACAACACAAGCGCUGCCCGCACCAAAAGGCACUCCAAGGCGAUGAGGAUCUUCCUGUGGCUCUGUGGGAUGGAGAGCCCACACGAGCGCUCCCCCGAGGACGCAGCUCCCACCAAGCCCGAGCCGGUUGCGGCUGUCCUGCACGAGGACCCGCUGGUGAAACACGUCCUGAACGUGAACCUGAUCCUCUGCACGUGCGCCGGGAUCUUUCUCUGGGGCUACUAUGCCUAGCGCUUCGCCACAGGACGCCAGGGACACCGUCACCUAAUCCCAGGCCUUCCUGUUUAGAUGGGUGUAAAUAGUAAUAAUUAUUAACGAAGAGGUGACGCAGUCUGUGAUCCUUCCUGGCGUGCUGUGGGGGGGCACCCAGAGCCUUGCCUCCGCGCCGGACAAAGGGCUGGGGCCCACCUCUGGGUGCAGGGUGCCUUCUCGCCCGGGCA
Alligator sinensis (Chinese alligator) is the source of this 2757-nucleotide messenger RNA. RefSeq names its product solute carrier family 5 member 11 (gene SLC5A11). Gene Ontology annotation, cellular component: plasma membrane. Gene Ontology annotation, biological process: transmembrane transport. The record is from RefSeq and is a predicted model, not a curated record. Gene Ontology annotation, molecular function: D-glucose:sodium symporter activity. The coding region runs from base 512 to 2548 and encodes 678 amino acids. The transcript is spliced from 17 exons. NCBI's taxonomy places the organism in Eukaryota, Metazoa, Chordata, Crocodylia, Alligatoridae.